Conger conger (European conger) is the source of this 1290-nucleotide messenger RNA. Its product is annotated as hemopexin-like. Gene Ontology annotation, molecular function: heme transmembrane transporter activity. NCBI's taxonomy places the organism in Eukaryota, Metazoa, Chordata, Actinopteri, Anguilliformes, Congridae. The transcript has 9 exons. Gene Ontology annotation, biological process: intracellular iron ion homeostasis; heme transport. The record is from RefSeq and is a predicted model, not a curated record.
AUGAGACUGACCUGUCUCUCCCUGUGCCUCUGCCUGGCCCUGGCUUUGAGCCAGGGUUAUCCGUGAGACCACACCCUGUCACCUGAUGACUUGGAUCGUUGUGAUGGGAUCGAGUUUGACGCCAUAACUCCUGAUGAGAAGGGCAUCACCUUCUUCUUUAAAGGCGAGCGGUUGUGGAAGGGUUUCCGGGGUCUGUCCAAGCCUCUGAACAGCACGUUCCAGGAGGUGGAUGAUCAUCACCACGUGGGGCACGUAGAUGCAGCCUUCCGCAUGCACCACGAGGGCCGGCCAGAGGAACACGACCACAUCUUCUUCUUCCAGGAUGACAAGGUCUUCAGCUACUACAACCACACUCUGGAGGAGGGCUUUCCCAAAGACAUCCAGGAGAUGUUUCCCGGGAUCCCAACCCACCUGGACGCUGCGGUGGAGUGCCCCAAGGGCGAGUGUGUCACUGACUCUGUGCUUUUCUUCAAGGGCAGUGAAAUCUACCACUUUGACAUUAAAACCCAAGCAAUCAAGAUGAAACACUGGGAUCAUCUCCCCAACUGUACGUCUGCCUAUCGCUGGCUGGAGAGAUACUACUGUUUCCAUGGACACCAGUUCACCAAGUUCCACCCCAUCACUGGGGCUGUGACAGGGAAUUACCCCAGGGACUCCCGCGACUACUUCAUGAGGUGCCCCAAGUUUGGCCACGGGGGCAAUGACACGGAGAGGGAGCGCUGCAGUACCGUACAUCUGGACGCCAUCACUGUUGACGACCUGGGAAAGGCCUACGCUUUCAGGGGCCAGUUCUACAUGCGUCUGGACACGCAGCGGGAUGGCUGGCACGCCUUCCCCAUCGGAAACCUCUGGAAGGAGCUGGCCAGUGGCGUGGACGCUGUGUUCUCCUUCGAGAAGAAGCAGUACAUGGUCAAGGGCGACCAGGUGUACAUCUAUAAAACAGGAGCCACCAACACGCUCGUAGAGGGGUACCCCAAAACCCUGGAGGAGGAGCUGGGGAUCAAGGGGCCGGUGGACGCAGCCUUCGUGUGCGGAGUUGACUCCACCGUGCACGUCAUUCAAGGGGAACAGAUGCAAGACAUCGACUUGCUGACCACGCCUCGCGAAGUGGUUAAGAAGUCUCGCCUGCCCUUCCCCAAGAUAGACGCAGCUUUGUGUGGGCCUGACGGGGUCAGAGUGUUCGUGGGGGCUGAGUAUUUCCAUUACGAAACCCCCAUGCUCCUAGCCUUCAGCCGCAUCAGACCAGAGCCUCACAAGACCUCACUGGAGAUGCUGGGCUGUGACCACUAG